Cydia pomonella (codling moth) is the source of this 2316-nucleotide messenger RNA. RefSeq names its product ommochrome-binding protein-like. Bases 120 to 980 code for a protein of 286 amino acids. The transcript has 2 exons. Gene Ontology annotation, molecular function: protein binding. NCBI's taxonomy places the organism in Eukaryota, Metazoa, Arthropoda, Insecta, Lepidoptera, Tortricidae. The record is from RefSeq and is a predicted model, not a curated record.
AAUCGCUGCAAGUAUUUUGCGUAAAAUUUUCUUCAUGUGAAUUUAUUACAGAUAUGACUUUUGGUCUGCUACUCCAUGCAUCUUUUAUUCUACUAUGAUAGCGUGCGCAAACAAUUAUUAUGUUAGUUGUCAUGAACACGCGGAUUCAGACGCUAAUCAUGAAGCUCGUUAUCCUAAUAUCAAGUCUAGUCAUCGUCCAAGCUGGAGUUACAAAGCGAGACACUCAAUGCGAAGGACCUCUUGUAAACGGAGUUCAACACAGCAAAGGCAUACUUAAAACUGACCUCGACAGGCCGUACCUUCUCACCACAGAUUUCAGUAGUAACACGCUUUACUUCAGCUACACCAUCAAAGGUGAAGAAGAAGGCUUCAAAUCUGCCAAGCUUAAUUUAAACACAAAGGAAUUCUCAGAUAUAGAUGGCGUCCCAAAUGGCUUUGCACAAGCGGUAGACGAAAGCACUCACGAAGUUUAUAUCGGUGGAAGUGAUGGAAUAUAUAAAUAUAAACCAAAUGCAAACAAAGCUGAUUUUUUCGGAGCAAACGGCACCGACAUUUGGACGAUAUACUACAAGGAUGUGCUCUACUUUUCUAUUUUUCCAUCCCAGUUCCUGUACACUUUUGAUAAUGGUGAAAUAACAAGGUUCAAAGAUCUGGAAGAUACUCUAGUAGAUAGUUUUCUUAUUGACGAUGAAAAUACACUGUUUUUCUCAAACAGCUCCGGUUUGUACAGUCAAAAGAAAGGCACGAAAGAUGCGAUUAAUAUAUCUGGUGAAGAUAUUCGCAUAAGAGGACUGACUAAAAAUAAAGAUGGUGAUGUCUAUGUUUGCGUUCAAGAUGGUAUUUACUCUGUGAAUAAAACGCAUCAUUAUUUAGGGAAAUAUGUGGACAUUGAUGAUGCUUUUGGUGUUGCAUUUGACAAUCAGAACAACUUGGUGUACGCUGAUGCGACAAAUGUUGUGAGACUUACACCUUGCAAAUGAAUAAAGUGUUUUAUAUACCUACCUUAUACCGUCUACUUAUUAAAUUAUCUGUCUUGUUAUAUUUAAGAAUAGGUUAGUAGACUAGUAGUUGCCUAUUUUUGUUUGCAUACAACUGUCAUUAGUUUCAGUCCAAUGUCUUGGUUUUACUUUGUAUGGCCUUCCUAAUUAUUUAUUUAACUAAAUUUUAUUCUAUUAACACGAAACUAAAUCCACAUUGUAAAUUAGUGUAAAUUUUAUAAAAAGUUGAUCAAAUUCUAACGCGUAAAAUAAUAAGUCCCCAACAUGCUCAUACACUGUGACGAAUAGAGGCCAUAAGGGCACAACCGAAUACAGUCACUAAUAGGAAGGAGCAAGGGUCACAUUUCAAUGUCGCAAUAUGAUAAAGUCAGUAAUUUACCAGAUAAUAGGGAAGUAUAAACACAUGCAUCAGUACUCAGCGUGGAGUCAGACCAAAUAAACGUGAUAAUGAAUUAUAUAUUCGCGAUUUUCCUGUUCUGCGUUGAAGCGAAAGUUACAAAGUAUGUGUCGAAUGUUCCUAUUCGGAAAAUCGGCAGUAGAUUCUACAGAGAAGAGUUACUGACAGACCAAUUUCAAGACCCGAGAGAAUUGACCUACGAUUCUUCGAGCAGAAAUCUGUUCUUCACAUAUAUGGAUGAUGAGUUGCAAAAUUCUGGAAGAGGCUACGUCAACGUGGUAACGAAAGAGACUAAGAAGAUAGAUGGGAUAGCUAGAAACAAAGCUAUAGGAGUUGAUUUUGAUACUGGUGAUGUCUAUUUUGGUUCAGACGAUGGCUUAUACAAAUUCGAUCCUGUAUUCAAAAAUGCUACAGUACUAGGUCUGUAUAACGUUAACAUAAUGAAAAUUGUAAUUCGCAAUAAUGAAAUCUACGUCUUAGACGCAAACAACCAUAGCAUUUAUAAAGUUAGAAACACUAGAAAAGCUAGUAAAGUUGGUGAAUGGAAAACAGUUAUGGAGUUUGAUGUAGAUUACAGUAACAACCUACAUUUUGUGAAUAUAUGUGGACUUUUUUGCGUACCGAAUGGCGCGGAAGAAGCAGUGAAAAAUGAAAAUUUGCCCCUCGUUUAUCAUUUUCUAAUAGACGAACAGAAAACUUUUGGAAUGACUUUGGAUUCUUUGUAUGAAAUAGAUUGUCAGAAUGGAACAGCAAAGAAAGUAGCGGAUAUAGAUUUUUAUAUAAGAAGUAUAACAUUUGGUGAUUAUGGUGACAUAUAUUAUUCGACCGAUGUCGGUUUGUUUAAGUUGAAACCGAUCAAUCAUUAUGUUGUUUUCGAUAUAAAAAGGUCGAGGACGUAAAUAUUAAAACGUUUGAUAAGGA